AUUUUAUCACCAAAUCCCGAGUCUUCAAAAACACCGUCCUUUCUCACAGUCACAAAAUACCUAAAGUCAAAGUUCCUUGCUUUUUAGAACACUAUUUUACAAUCGAAAACGCCCCCGUACACAUUCCAUACAGUUCCAAGUUGAAAAAACCUUGUUAGAGAAUUUAUAAUUUCUUCCCCCUCCAGUAGAACCACGGUAGUUUAGAAGGUGAUGGUUGUCCAAUUUGAAAUCAAUGGAAUCCAAUGGUAAAAAUCCCAACUCCCAUGAAAAUCAGCCUACAAGGGGCUCAAAUAAUUCUAGCAAAGAGCAAUCAACUACAAAAGAGGUUUUUAUUAACCAUGCUGAGAUAAGUUGGCAUGAGAUGAGAAGACAAUGGGUUGGUGAUCAGUCUCGAAGGUCAAAAAGAAUUCCCCGAGAGCCAAUAAUGAGCUGGACCACAACUUAUGAGGAUUUACUUUAUUCUACUGAACCUUUUCAGCAGCCAAUCCCAUUAGCUGAGAUGGUGGAUCUUUUGGUUGACGUCUGGCACGAGGAAGGCCUAGAUGACUAAAUCAUUGAGAAAUUUGUGAUAGUUGCACUUGCACAUAUUUUUGUUUCAGAUUGAUGAAAGAUGAAGCAGAACUCAUAGGUUAUAUGGAUUACGAACUUUAACUGCUAAAAUCGAUUAGGCUAGUAUAGUCAAUUCUCUUGUUCCUGACUUAUGAACAAGAGAAAUAUGGUGUAGAAUUAACUGACAGCCAAAGCUAGUGAAUUCAUCAGAAUUUGCUGUUGACAACCAACAAACGUUAUUGAACUAAACUUCAGCAGAAGUAAAUUUCUUUCUGGGUAGUAAAAAUCUGUGUUUUUGGCAACUCUCCUUCGUUGUUGAUGCUUGAGAUUGCUCUGGUCCAUAUUUAUGGCCAUUCUGAUAAUUAUAGCUAUGGUAAAAGAAAGGUGAGAAGUAAAUGGGAUUGAUUUUA
Messenger RNA from Rubroshorea leprosula, 959 nucleotides. NCBI's taxonomy places the organism in Eukaryota, Viridiplantae, Streptophyta, Magnoliopsida, Malvales, Dipterocarpaceae. The record is from the annotation of a GenBank genome assembly.